AUGUUAAGACAAGUAGCCAGAUCCGUUAGACCCGCCGUCAGAGGAUUCGCUUCCGCCGCUCCAUCAGCGGGGGAGAACGAGUUCAUAGCUAAGCGACAAGCUGUUAGAGCUCAUGCUGCUGAAACCACCGACUUAUGGAGAAAGAUCUCUUUCUACGUUUGUAUCCCCGGUGCUUUAGUCGGUGCCGCUUGGACAUACAAGCUUGAAGCUGCUCACCACGAACACAUCGAGCACCUCAAACACGAGAACGGUGGUGAACUUCCCGAAAGACCCGUUUACUCUUACAUGAACUUCCGAGUCAAACCUUUCCCAUGGGGUAUGCAAACUCUUUUCUUCAACCCCGAAGUUAACAUCCCCGCUGGUGAUGCCGAAUAA
This is a messenger RNA of Kwoniella botswanensis, 375 nucleotides long. RefSeq lists its product as uncharacterized. The record is from RefSeq and is a predicted model, not a curated record. Gene Ontology annotation, biological process: mitochondrial electron transport, cytochrome c to oxygen. Gene Ontology annotation, molecular function: enzyme regulator activity. Lineage: Eukaryota; Fungi; Basidiomycota; Tremellomycetes; Tremellales; Cryptococcaceae. Bases 1 to 375 code for a protein of 124 amino acids. Gene Ontology annotation, cellular component: mitochondrial inner membrane. The transcript is spliced from 4 exons.